AGUGCAUGGCAUCUUUGGCUUCUUCUGGCUUUCACAAAAGGGAGGGUUUGUUGUAUACUCCACAACACCCUUCAAUGUGCCUCAGUGAAGGCCAAAGUGAUGGGUCACUAGGCUUCUCCAGCAGUGUCUUGAACUCACAAUAUCUCAAGGCAGCACAGGAGUUACUUGAUGAAAUAGUUAAUGUUCGAAAGGCUUUGAAGCAAACAGGUUUAGAGAAGCAACAGAGUUUCCGUGAUAUUGGUUUAGAUGGCUCCAAAGAUUCUGAUGGAAAAUCUACCAGCCAAUCGGGGCAGGUAUCUUCAUGUCCCAAUAAUUCUGCUGCAAACACCUCAUGUGAGCUCUCACCUGCAGAACGACAGAAUUUAUUGGACAAGAAGACAAAACUUUUAUCCAUGUUGGACGAGGUUGAUAAAAGAUACAGACAGUACUGCCACCAGAUGCAGAUGGUGGUUUCAUCUUUUGAUAUGGUUGCUGGUUGUGGAGCAGCUGAACCUUACACCGCGCUAGCCUUGCGCACAAUAUCACGCCACUUUCGGUGUUUGCGCGAUGCCAUUAGUGGCCAAAUUCAAGUUACUCAAAGGAGCCUUGGAGAACAAGAGGGAAUACCUCGUCUACGCUACGUUGAUCAGCAGCUUCGGCAGCAAAAGGCCCUUCAGCAACUUGGUGUAAUGCGACAAGCUUGGAGGCCUCAGAGGGGACUUCCUGAAACCUCUGUUUCAAUUCUUCGAGCAUGGCUCUUUGAGCAUUUCCUUCAUCCUUAUCCAAAGGAUUCAGAGAAAAUUAUGCUGGCUAGGCAAACUGGCUUAACAAGAAACCAGGUGGCAAAUUGGUUCAUUAAUGCAAGGGUGCGUCUUUGGAAGCCAAUGGUUGAAGAAAUGUACAAAGAAGAAUUUGGCGAUUCCGAGAUGAGCAGCAAUCUAUUGCCAUCAGAGAACGCAGUGAAAGCUCCAAGAGAUGAUGUUCAAUCUUCUGACAGUAAAAGGGAAGAGUCCCAGGACAACUUAAUAACAGUUGAUGAUAGUGUUAUUCAGCAUCAUGGGUUGAAGUUGGAUCAUGCCUCGGAGUUGGACAGAGGGAUUCAAAAUAGUGAUCAUGGAGAAAAUGCCAUGGAUCCUAGAAUUGGGAAACUGCAGGAUGGCCAAAGGUUCAACAUCAACAACAGCAACAGUUCUUAUUAUGGGGAAGGCUGCAUAAUUGCUCCUACUACUGCCACAUAUGAUUUGUCAGAGUUAGGUAACAUUGGUGUAGGUGGACAGGUGUCACUAGCAUUGGAAUUGAGGAACUGUGAAAGUGAAGGGUUUGGCGUGUCCAAUGAUGACAUGCAUAGAAGACGUAAGAAAACAUUGGCUUCUUCCCCAGAGGCUGAUCUGCUAGAUUACCAUUUCACAGACCAAGGAAAGCAGCAAAACAAGUUUGGCAAUCCUCACCUAUUACACGAAUUUGUUGUGUGAUUAAGGGUGAAGGGAACAAUGGUAAUGUGUACCACCAAAAUAGUUAGAUAGACAAAAAAAGCCUAUGUUGUUAUUUUACUUGGUUGCUCAUUCUUGUUGUCCACAGUUCAUGAAAGUCAUGUAAAUCAUGAACCGUACAAAAAUAUACACGUAGGUAUGUGUAGAUAUUCUCUUGUAACAUGGUGGUGAAGGGAUGAUUGGUUGUAUCAGAAAUGCAGGCAAUUUUGUAAGGACAAGGAACGUAUCUUGUGCAUCAUGCGUGAUGAAUAAGGAAUCUUGUGAAGAGCGUAAAAGGGGUACCCAUCUGAAUGCAUUGACUCUUGUGCUCUCACGUCAUUGAAGUUUGUGUCUUUCAUGUAUGACUAUGCUUCAUAAACCAUAACUUCUUCAUGUACAAGGAGUACAAUCAUAUUGAUUACUUUUGUUAAUACUAUUUGCCUUUGGGUU
Messenger RNA from Vigna radiata var. radiata (mung bean), 1898 nucleotides. Its product is annotated as BEL1-like homeodomain protein 10. Gene Ontology annotation, molecular function: DNA-binding transcription factor activity, RNA polymerase II-specific; RNA polymerase II cis-regulatory region sequence-specific DNA binding. Lineage: Eukaryota; Viridiplantae; Streptophyta; Magnoliopsida; Fabales; Fabaceae. The record is from RefSeq and is a predicted model, not a curated record. Gene Ontology annotation, biological process: regulation of transcription by RNA polymerase II.